Molecule: messenger RNA, 2612 nt
Organism: Dermatophagoides farinae (American house dust mite)
Lineage: Eukaryota; Metazoa; Arthropoda; Arachnida; Sarcoptiformes; Pyroglyphidae
Gene: MCU
Product: mitochondrial calcium uniporter
Biological process (GO): calcium import into the mitochondrion; mitochondrial calcium ion homeostasis
Cellular component (GO): uniplex complex
Molecular function (GO): calcium channel activity; uniporter activity
Source: RefSeq, a predicted model, not a curated record
CAUGGAAAUUUUCGUAGAAAAAAAUCCAUUUUCAAUGCUUCGUUGAAUCCUAUCAUUUGAUUUUUUUUUGGUUCCAUUAUGAAUCUGUAAAUCAUUUCUGGAUAAAUAGACGAGAUACACGCAAACACACACACACACACACACACACACACAGAAAGAAAGAGAAAGAGCGAGAGAGAGAGUGAUCCGGGCACCAGGUAAACUGAAUUCUAAUCAAGAACUACUUAUGAAUGGAAGAAAAUUUUGCUGAUUAAUUCUACAACCAGUACUGAAUCGAGUAUUUUUAUAUUAUAUACCACACCAAAGUAAACAUAUCAUCAUGUCGAAUCAUGUUAAAACAAAUAACAACAACGAAAAUCGAACCGGAUAUUAUUAGUGAAGUCUGUGUGUUUUAUACACACAUACACAAGCCAUAUGUGACCAGAUGAUCAACGUUUUUGAGAUGAAACACAACAAAGAAAAAAUCAACAAAAUUCAAUUUUAAUUAUGAAUCUAUUAAAUCAUCGUUAUAUAGGUUAUAUUAUCAUUAGAAAUAUUGAUAAUAUUAUCUGGUCAUCAUCAUCAUCAUCAUCAUCAUCAAUGUUAUCAAAAUAUCAAAACCAAUUUAGGAAAUGGCCAUCCAAUUAUCAUGGUGAUGACCAAAUAUUAUUUUCCAAUUCACAUUGCUCAACUAGUCAAUUUAUAAAAUUUUCCAUACCGCAUCAGACAUUCUUAAACAAUUAUAAUUAUUCUAGUGAUACUUUGAAAUUUAAACCAACGACAACCGUAUUUGAUAUACGUUCGAUUCGAACAUUAAUGAAUAAUAAUAAUAGCUACCUGUGUUCAAUCAUUGAUUUCCGUCGACAUUAUCAUUUAGUACGUGGCCACAGUACUUUAUCAUCAUCGAAAACGGAAAACGAUUUAGUAUCCUGUACUCAUUCUUCAUCCAAUCCACCAUUGACCAUUACGAUACGAUUAUCUAUCUCAUUUUCAAAUGGCUAUUUUUCCGUUCGUUUCGCAUCACGUGAAUGUUUAUUUCAUUUUUGGUCACCAAUAGAAUUAGUAUUAAAAAUGUUACAGGAAGAACUUGUGUCCGCUUCACAUGCAACGGCUAUACAUUGUAUGAAUAUUGGUUCACAAACAACUAUUCCAUUCGUUGAUGAACAUAAUGAUUUUCUUGAUCAAUUGCUCAUUGAAUUCGAUACACAAUGUAAUAGUGGUCAAUCAUUUCCACUUCGAUUUGAUCAUAUAAAAUUUGGCCGUAUUGAAAUGGUUGCCGAACAUUUGGAUAAUGAAAUGGAUGAUACUAGUACUAGUAGCGAAAAUACAAGCAGUAGUAGUAGUACCGACACUGAAUCCAACACUUUUAAUUCUGAAUCUAGUCAUCAUCAAAAUCAAACUACAUUUCGAUCAUCAGCAUCAUCUUCGGCUAAACAUAGAUAUCGAUUAGCUCGUCUAAUGCCAUUCGGUUAUGCAUUACUUGGCUGUGAUCUAGAUGAAAUCUACUUUCUUGGUACUGGUACCGGCACAAUACAAGCAACCGGCCCAGAUGGAUAUCGGCCACAUGUUGAACGACCAUUAAAGAUUCAUUUCAAGCUAAUAGAUAAAACACAGAAAUUAAAAAUCGAUCUCGAACAAUGGCAUCAUCAUAAUCCAUUGGAUGCACAGACAAUGUUAUUCAAAUCUAAAACCAUUGAUCCAAAUCUUUUUGAACAAAAUGAAUUGGUGGUACGUGUAUUGUUACAAUUUUAUUCCAAUUAUAAUUAUUAUUAUCGAUCUCCAUCAUCGAUCUCAUUUUCGCGAUUUGAAAAUGGUCGAAAAAAAACUAUGGUUAGAAAAUUUAUAUUUCAGUUCUUACAGCAAGAACAUCAAUCACUUUUGGAACGUUUUCAACCAUUACAACAAGAAUUUACCGAACUUAUCGAUUCAGCAAGAAAAGAAUCACGACGACGUUUUAAAUUUGGUGGCCUAUUUUUACUUAGUGCUCAACUUGGUUUCGUUGGACGAUUAACUUAUUUUGAAUAUUCCUGGGAUAUAAUGGAACCGGUUACAUGGAUAAUGACCUAUACGACUAUGGUUGGAUCAUUUGCAUAUUAUAUAAUAACAUCGGAAGAAUAUGUUGUACCAGGUGUAGAAAAACGUAUGAUAGCAUCGAAAUUCUGGAAAUUGGCUAAAAGUCGUCAAUUUGAUGUUAAGCAAUAUAAACAAUUGAAAGAAGAGAUUAAACAAUUGGAGAAGCGUAUUGGAAAACUACGUGCCAGAUUCUGAGCUGAAAAGCCUAAAAUUCGACCUUACUAUCUUUAACUAAUAUUAAUGAUGGGGACCAUUGUUUUUUUUCCUUUUUUUUGCUUUGAUUAUAAAACUAAUUGUUAUUUUUUUUUUGUUAUUGUUAUCUUUAUGUAUGUGUGUGUCUGUUUGGGUUUAUUGAAUUGUGUUAAAUUGUUGCCUCAUUGUCUUUUUUUUUGAAAUUUCAAAAUAUAAAGUGUAUAUUAUGGACAAAACUUUUCUCUCAUUUAAUCGAUUCAAAUGUAUCGAUAUUAGUCGUCCGUCAUUCAAACAGGAAUUCGAACGUUUCGGAUGUUUUUUUUAUUAUUAUUAUAUUUAUAAUAAUUAAAGUGUUUGAUUAGCAAAAA